CUCGACCGCAUACAAAGAGACGGCAGGAGGGCGAGAAAGGUGGGUAAAGGUACACACGGCUGGCCUUCUCUUCCACAUCCUCUUCGGACGGCAGCAUGGCAUCCCCUGACGCCUCGUCAUCGUCCACAUCACCACCACCACCACCGCCACUCUCCCGUCUGCCCGUCCUUCUGCCCCUCCUCGCCUCGCCCGCAUCAGCACGCGAUGCUGCCUCACCGCCCUUACAUCUCCUACCUGGUGGAGAACUUCGCUCCUCGCGCCUGAUUCAUCGUCAAUCGUCAAUUGGCAUAGAGUGGGUUUCCACCUCCCACGUAUACCCAGCAGCAUAUCCGCGCUCUCACCCCGAGAGCACAGCUCCCCCUUGCUCUUCCGUAGAAUCACGAGACAAUGAGGCCGACCUGCUAGGCACGGCGAAGAGUAAAGACGUCGAGUCUCAGCAGAGGCAUAGGGACCUAGCUCGCUUUGAGGAGAUCAAGGCGCGCUAUUCCGGUGGCCUGGCCUCCUUUUACCCGCCGGAGACGGAGCAAGAGGCUCAAGAGAGGGCCAAGGAGUUGGCUGCUAUGGCCUAUCCACAGUUGUGGAGCUGUGUGCAGCGUCUUGUUCCUGUGGAAGUGCCUGGUGGCUUGAAAGUGAGAGAGCGAAUCGCUCGGGCUCGUAGAGGUCAGAGGUUGAAAGGGGAGCAAGAGGAGGGCUACACCCUUAUUCUAGCCCAUGCGAAUGGAUUCCACAAGGAGACAUGGGAAGAGACCAUUCGCUCUCUCCUCGAGUCUCUUCCCGACACGCUGCGCAUCGAAGAGAUCUGGAGUCUGGACAGCCUAGGAGCAGGGGAGAGUGGGGCCUUGGUGAAGGAGACGGUAGGCGAUGUCUUCUCUUGGCUCGACGCAGCGAGGGAUAUUGAGCAGCUAGUCACAAGGUGCUUGCCCGAGAUGGGCAAUGAGGCCUUCGGACCGAGAUGGCCGCCUACCCAGCUAGGGGCAAGAGCACCAAGGGAGCGUAGCGGCGCUAUGCAGAAGGGCCGGCGUCAGCGACGUCAUCGCAGAUUCAUCGGAGUAGGCCACUCAGUCAGCGGAGCAGCUAUGGCCAUGCUCGCUGGCACCAGACCAGGCUUGUUCGACGCGGUAAUCCUCAUCGACCCCGUCACGGGGCACAAGGACAGUUUCUCAAAACACCUCGACCAACCCUACACGGGCCUGAAUCAACCUGCCGCCACGGGCGCUAUUGUUCGUCGUCAUACUUGGCUCUCAGGCAAGGCAGCAGGGGAAUACUUCCGUUCCAAACCCUUCUUCAAAGGCUGGGACCGUAGGGUCUUGGACAGCUACACGCGCUUUUGUUUACGACCGCUCACCGUCCCUGGUGGAGGCGGGGCCGUUACGCUCGCCACUUCAAGGUGGAGCGAGGCGGCCGUAUUUGCCUCGUCUGCUAUUGGCUGCUUCGGACUGGCUGCCCUAGAGCACGGAGGGACGCGUAACGACGACGCCACACCAACGAAGAUCUGGCACCUCUCCGCCUCAUCCUCUCGCUCCGUCCAGCGGGAUGUUGAUACCACCGCCAUCGAGAAGGCGAUCAAACGCGGCGCGGCAGAGGGACGCUUUGGGGCAGGAAGUGGAGCUGAGCGAUUGGAGAAGGAGAAGGCAGAUCACCUGGUUGUACAACAGAUGCCAGACUUCGUUGGCAAGAAGUUGGCUGACGUGCUGAGGAAGAUGCUGCUUAGCAAAGCAGAGGAGGGCUUCAAGCCGCCUGGGGCGAGAUUGUGAAAGAGGCUUAUGAUAUCAUGACCAAUGCAUUGCCUCUGCGUUCGACUCGUCUCGUC
Messenger RNA from Jaminaea rosea, 1810 nucleotides. RefSeq lists its product as hypothetical. Bases 96 to 1754 code for a protein of 552 amino acids. The transcript has 2 exons. The record is from RefSeq and is a predicted model, not a curated record. Lineage: Eukaryota; Fungi; Basidiomycota; Exobasidiomycetes; Microstromatales.